AUGCGACUUAUACGGUGGAAAAUCACCCAGGAGCAGUUCCUCCUCGCGUCUCAGUCCGUGCACCUGCAGCGGCCGGGCUGCGAUGCCGUGUACCCAGUGGGUCUGUGCGGCUGGAGGAAACGAUGCAUCUAUUUCUUCCUGCUGCUGCUCCUCGUCACCAUGAUCGUUAACCUGGCACUCACUGUCUGGAUCAUAAAGGUCAUGAAUUUUUCAGUGGAUGGGAUGGGAAAACUGCAGCUGAACCAGGACCAGCUUCACCUGGAGGGAGUCAGCGAGUUCCAGAUGCCUUUGUAUGUCAACGAGAUUCGGUCCAGAAGAGACAGCUUGUUGGUGUUGCGGUCAGAUAAGAACGUGACGCUGAACGCCCGAAACAGUCAAGGACACCUGACUGGUCAGCUUACAGUGGGACCUGAAGCCGUGGAGACUCAGUGUCGGAGGCUGGAGGUGAGGAGUGGAGACGGCGGCAGGCUCCUGUUCACUGCAGAUGAGGAGGAAGUCACAAUGACAACAGAAAAGUUCACAGUCACAGGCUCGGAAGGCGCCGUGUUUGGACACUCGGUCGAGACUCCGCUGAUCCGAGCGAGGACGUCGGAGGACCUGAGGUUGGAGUCGCCCACUCGAACUCUGAGCAUGGAGGCGCCGAGAGGGGUGGAAGUGAGCGGCGCCGAGGGGACGCUGAAGAUCAGCAGCAGGAAGGACCUUCAGCUGGAAUCCACAGAGGGAGAGAUCCUUCUGGAUGCAAACAGCGUUCAGAUCGGAAGCCUCCCUCUUGGCAUCUACGCCCCGUCGACCAGUCAGGCCCUCCAGGACCAGGCCGCGUACGAGGUGUGCGUCUGCCCCAGUGGCAAGAUCUACCUCUCUCCUGCCGAGAGCGUCUCCUCCUGCCAGGCCAUGAGCAACAUCUGCCUGUGGAGCUGACGUGGGCGCAGAGCAAGGACACCUGGAAUAUAUCGGGUCUGCCAUCUGAGAUAGGAGCCAAAUGCGAACGCACCGACGGCGCUCCGACUCCGACACAGAAGCGGAUUAAUGGAGGCCACGGCUCGACCGUCUGAAGAUGAAAUCGUUCCCUGACAUCAGGAAUAUCUACAGGACAACUUCCACCACCUUCAAAAAUCAG
Molecule: messenger RNA, 1117 nt
Organism: Nematolebias whitei (Rio pearlfish)
Lineage: Eukaryota; Metazoa; Chordata; Actinopteri; Cyprinodontiformes; Rivulidae
Product: zeta-sarcoglycan
Exons: 8
Coding region: 1-918 (305 amino acids)
Biological process (GO): heart contraction; cardiac muscle tissue development
Cellular component (GO): sarcoglycan complex; sarcolemma
Source: RefSeq, a predicted model, not a curated record